UGUUCUGAAUAUGAUUUUAUGGGCAGAGAGGAGCGUGCGGGGUGAGAGGCGGAGCAAAGGUUAGAUAAAGUAUUGGAAGUUGCGUUGUGUGCACUGAAGAAGAGCACGCUAAAUUUGCUGUUUUUGAUCAUGGAUGAGUUUGUUCGUAACAAGUUGAAUGAGUGGCGUCUCAGCGACUGGAUACAAAAGUUUGAAGAUGAAGGCAUUGAUGAAGAAAGCUUAUACUGCCUUGAGGAAAAAGACAUUGAUAAGUUGAUGCCAACAAUGGGACCAAGGGCAAGAUUUAAGAAAAACCUCCUGUUGUUAAAGAAAGAACUAAACAUGUCAAAUCAGGAAACAGCUGAUUUUCCUGCUCAAGAAGAAGAAGCAGCCAGUUCUGCUCAAGUUUGGCCAUCCACCAGUGACACAAGCAAUACAGGAAAGAGGAAGUCAGAAGUUCUGGACAAGAACAAAUGGCAGUCACCAACUAAACGACAACGUGAAACUAAGUCAGAAUCAUACACAGAAAAGAUCAUACUGGAUGAUGUAAAACACAUCAUGAAAUGUGUUUACAAGAGACUGCCUAAUCAAGACAACAAGCUCAAUAGGUUCUUGAAGACUAAGAUCAGCGAUUUGGAGACAGACAAGAGGGAGAUGGUCGGUGUCUUUGGUAAAACUGGGGCAGGAAAGAGCUCUUUGAUCAAUGCCAUCAUUGGAGAGAAUAAUCUUUUGCCCUCUGGAAGCAUCAGUGCAUGUACCACAGUUGUGAUUAAAGUGGAGGCUAACAUGCAGAGCCAAAAGUAUGAGGGAGAAAUUGAGUUCAUUAAAAAAGAGGAGUGGAAAGACGAGUUGUGGUCCUUGUUUAAUUUCCUUAGAGAUAAUGCAGAACAGGAAAACGAUGAGGAUGAUGACAGUGAUCAUGACACUGUUGAAAAGUUGACAGCUGUGUAUGGAGAAGAAUGGAGAGGGAAAUCCCCUGAAAACCUCAUGGAGAACAAAUACUUCAGAGAAAUUCCAGAAUUUCUCACAUCCAAGAGCAAAAUUUUGACAUGCGAAUCUGCAGAAGAACUUUCUGCAAAGUUCAUAAAAUACACAAGAAGUGACUCAGGAGAGGGCGGAGGUAAAGAAGUAAAGAGGUGGUAUUGGCCACUAGUGAAGUGUGUCACUGUCAGAGUGCCCAAUAACGAUCUUCUACAGCACAUCACGCUUGUAGAUCUUCCUGGAAAUGGGGAUCGUAACAAGAGCAGGGAUGAAAUGUGGAAAGGGGUUGUUGGAAGCUGUUCAACUGUGUGGGUUGUGACUGAAAUUAAUCGAGCAACAGCAGAGAGAGAAGCCUGGGAGAUUCUGGAAAGUGCCUGCAGCAUAAUGGGAAAUGCUGGCGAGUGUCAGUACAUUCACUUUAUCUGCACCAAGUCCGAUAUUACUGGGGAUUUUCAUGAUCGUUCAGCAGCUGAUGUUCGUGCUCUCAUAUUUAAAAGAAACAUGCAAGCCAAGGAGCAAGUGAAAAAUCAAUUCAGAAAACUCCACAAGGUCAAGAAACAUUUCAAUGAUGACUGUUUUGAAGUGUUCACAGUGAGUUCCAAAGAGUUUAAAAAGAAAAAAUGUCUUGAACCAGAGGACACUGAAAUACCCAAACUUCAGAAAUUUCUGCAAAGUCUCAAUGACUGUCACUCACAGACAUUAAACUAUGUCUCUGGGGCUUAUGGGAUUCUCUCUCUGAUUCAAGGGUCCAGAAGAGUGGCUGGCAGAAAUGCAGACAUGCGCAAUGAGCUGGAAAAAACCAUAUGUGAUGAACUAGAUAAAGUCAGAAAACCCAUUGAGGAGGCUUAUGAGGCUUUUGAAAAAUGCCUUAGCGAGGGGGUUGAAAAAUCCCUAAGUUCAUGUGAAAAAGUCUUGAAGUCCACCUUAUAUCCUCCUAGGACAUCAGGUCGUGGCUUCCACGGGAGACUGAAAAGUUUAGUUAAGAACGGUGGCAUUCACAAACCCAAAAAAGGAAAACAAACAAAUCUCAAUGGCAGGUUAGCUUCAGGUCUGACUGACAGCGUCGAUGAGGAUUUCAAGAAGACCUUCCCAAAUGAAAGGAAUUGUGGGCCAUUCAACGGGGUCAUCGAUACAUUUUCACUUGGCACAGAGAGUCUGAUUCAGAAGUACAAAGAUGCUGAACUGCAACUGGUAUUUCUCAAGACAGAGGAAGAAAAAAUUAAGACAAAUUUGAACAACAUCAUCAGAGAGCGUAAGAAGGCAAUCUACAACAGUCUGACAGCGACAGUUGAGGAAGCCAUGCAAGACUGCUAUAGAAAAGCAGAAGCAUUUAGAGGACCAGACACGCUGAGAAACAUGAGGGACACUAUAAUGGGGCAUGUACACCACUCAAAGAACACCAUGUUUCAGCAGGCUAAAGAUAUAAUGUUGAAAAAGCUGAGAGACUUGGAGGUGGAAAUCCUGAUGACGCUAGGGGACACAAUGUUCAAAUCAAUUGAACUUUCACUCAGCACAGGUGGUGACUCAAUCCCAGACUUUGCAGUAGAGCUUGAUGAGGUGAAGAAACACUACAAUAACCUGAAAGGAAACCAAGACGAAGAAACACCACUUUGCAUUGAUCUGACAGCAGAUGAACUACCUGGCCCAUCAGCUUCACCACAUCCAUGAUAUACACAAAGUUCAGAUUUGAUCAGAGGAGUGAACCAGCGGCCUGAUUAUCCACUGAAGGUCCCUGAAGGCUUAACGAUUAGAUGUGUGAAACCUCCGGAUUUGGUCUCCACCAUUUUUAUCAAGUUUUUAUUCCUGUUCUCUUAUUCUCUUUGAAUGCUGUUUUGAAACAUACUUUGUGUUUACCUAUGAAUUACAUUCAGAUAUUUUAUGGGGGUUUUUGCUUUUGUUUUUUGUUAUGUCAUUUUUAUAUUUAAUUGAUUAAGAAAAGAAAAUGUGUGGAAACUUUUUUUUAAGAUUAUCUUUUGGAAUGGAACCUGGGCCACUGCUGAGGACUCAGCCUCCUCGCAUGGGCUGCAUGCUCUACCAAGUGAGCUACUAAAGUGCGCUGGAUAUUUGUUUUUAAUAAUUUUUUACUUUUCUAACUAUUUUUCUACUGUUUUUUGCUGAUUAUAUUCAUGUUUUUACUCCAUGUUUUUAUUGUAUGAGUUUGGUAUUGAUUAACUGAUUGAUUGGGAUGUGUAAAUUGCAAUUUCAGUGAUGUUAUAAACCCUGAACCUUGAUUACAUGCUGUAGGUUGGAUCUGAGACUGAUCUUUUGAAUGACUGUUUCUUUUUCUGCCAUGUUCAAGAUCAGAAUCACUUCUUACUGCAAACUAAUAGUUUCUAUGUGGGGUCAUAUAUGAGAAAUAGAGAGACCUUUUAAUAAAUCAGUGUCUUUUAGUUAUGUACUCUUUUUUGAUUGUUUGUUUGAUCUGUAGUGAUUCUCCAUGCAUAAAUUGAUUAAAGGUACAAGAUAAUUAGACUUCGUCAUUCGUCAUUUAUGUUGUUGUAACAGGACUGAAAACAUCUGAUUGUCCAACCCAGCAUGUAUCCAGAUCUUCUUACUGAAAGUUCCUGUGAUGGAAAUUUUUACUGUGAACCCGAUUUUUGGUUUCAUAAUCAUUAGACAGUGACCAACAUAUUUUAUGUUGUAUAAACACACUGUAACCACAAGUGCUACAGAGGUGCCACAGUCCAAAAAGUCACCAGACUAGCUGUGCAACUGUGAGGGACCUGAGUGGUCUCCCUGAAUAAAGUGUGCUCACCUUCUCA
Messenger RNA from Scatophagus argus, 3722 nucleotides. Its product is annotated as nuclear GTPase SLIP-GC-like. Gene Ontology annotation, molecular function: GTPase activity. Bases 130 to 2628 code for a protein of 832 amino acids. The record is from RefSeq and is a predicted model, not a curated record. The transcript has 24 exons. NCBI's taxonomy places the organism in Eukaryota, Metazoa, Chordata, Actinopteri, Scatophagidae.